UGUUCGCUUCUCGCCUUCCGUGAUAUGCACUGAGUUAAUACCGCCCUGCAGCAAUAUUUAAGAUGUCAGACAGAGGUUCUCAUCGCGGUUCCCCGCUCCUACCUUCAAGAUGCACUUCGCAGACUUUGUCCAAAUCCGCCUGAGUGCGACUUCUCUGCUCCUCUUCACUAUCUUCGGCCAGACUGUGAUCAUGGGUUUUGCAUGGGGCUUCACCGGAGCAAUCUUGUACACAGGGGUUCUCGCGCUACCUGAUAAUGUCGUUCAUCUGAUCGUAGAGCAUCCGACCGUGCUGACCUUGAUAGUCACGUUGAUCUCAACUGCCUUGUCGAUCACUACUUCAAUGUGCGGGCCAUCGAUUACACUGUUCAAGCUUCGUACUGCAAUAGCGCUGAGCAGGCCGACCUGGGUAUUGCGAUGGAGAUUUCUCAAGCUGUCGCUCCUCACGUUGGUAGUUUACGCGAUGGUCACAUUUCUGAGCACGAGUUGGAGCACUUUGCUCCUACCCACCCUUGUCGAAUGGCCUGUGGGAACCUUCGGAACCGAACUAGACUUAGGAUCUGCUGCCUUUGUAGACCAGUUGAGUACAGACCUUACUACCCCCAAUGCGAACUCCGUUCAAGCACCUGCUUUUGAAGUCUUGAAUGUCUUGACUCUCCUCAGUGGUACUGCUGCGGUUGACAUUCAGGGAGGUGUGGACACGAGUAGUAUGUUUAGCUUCAACGGAGUUUCAUACAAUCAGUCGACUGGUGGAAUUCUUCCCGCGAUACAGGAGUACUCUGGAUCAUCGGUUGUGCCGGGUUUUGACGUCGGCCUGGCGUUCACUGGAGGCCAAGUACCAGUUAAUACCAGUUUUGACUGGGCACACCUCGGACAUGAUUCAGGCACUCAAGGCAUCUCGAAGAACUACAGCAUUACACAGCAAGGUGUCACAGUAAAUGUUACAUGCCGGCCGAUCAACCGCAGCCAGAACACAUUUACUUUCAUCCCAACAGCGGUGCCAGGACCUACGGGCCUGAACAUCACGUUCCUGACGUGGGAGGUCGUUGCAAAUUGUUCAGGAAAUUUAAAUUCAAUAACCUCCUUCACCGUUGGCAACGCGAACGGUCAGGCAAACAAUGCAACUGAUGGAAUUCUCCCCACUGUUGUAUGUCCCGACCCAAACUCGACGGCAUUCAACCCAUAUAAGUUUAAUAUCUUCAUGUCUGGCUUGUACAAGUACAGCUUUCUGCCAACGAUCGUUUGCGAGGUCACCCCCUACCUGACCACAAUCAGCGUCACUUAUAAUGGAGGUAUCAUAUCUGUUGAUCGGAUUGGCACGUCUUCUGGCUCAACAAGCAGUUCGAAUUUUCCUUUAUCUCAGUACAUCGCGACUGUGAUGAAUUAUCAGGCGGCGUCAAACCAAGCCGUAACUAAGAAUACAAUUGGUGACUUUUUGACCGCGUACGGUACGAGCAAUGUAUCAGUGAUGUAUAGUGAACUGGAAGAUUACUGGCGCGGUAUUGCGGAAUUCUCCUCUACUCAACUUCGAUCCGGAUACUCUGCUUCUGGAGUUCCGUCGAAUAUGGCAAGGUCGACGAGCGGUACGAUGUAUAUCACGACGUACGGCUGGCAAAGCCAAUCCUACACGUACAUUUUUCUGUUGGUGGUGCUCACCGUGAUCUGGGGCGCCACCAUAUUGGCCGCCGGGUACAGCCUCAUGCAAGAAAAACCCACUGCCUCCGAUCCAUCUUUCGACUUUUCUGAUCCCGUUGAUCUGAUCAUCGCGGCGUCUGGCGGAAGACUUGAAUCACAGCUAUGUGAUGACGAUGAAGACCAGGAAGACUAUAGGGAGGACAUCAUCGUUCGCUUUGAGGAUGUAACUGACGAAAUGGGGAAGAGAAUCAGCAAGAGACUGGUCACUGUGGUUCCAGGUUCUCCGCCACGCACUGCGACCCCUUGA
Molecule: messenger RNA, 1939 nt
Organism: Suillus plorans
Lineage: Eukaryota; Fungi; Basidiomycota; Agaricomycetes; Boletales; Suillaceae
Exons: 10
Coding region: 110-1939 (609 amino acids)
Source: RefSeq, a predicted model, not a curated record